UCAUUUGGUGCGGGCUGUUGUUACAGGAAAUCUUAUGAAAGAAUGGGCCAAGGUCACGGGUCAUGGUCGCUCGGCGCUAUGACCGUCUGGUUGCCAUGGGGACGCGGUGCCGUGAUGGUCGCCCACGUGACCUGCUCCCUGCUGCACCUCCUCCUGUCCGCGGUGCUGGUGACGUCACACGAGACGACGGACGGUCCGGAAGUUGCCGGGAACCUGAGCCAGCUGGUCUACAACGCCACCUCCCCGCCCGGCAACACAUCCGGGGUCGUGGUGUCGGGCGACGCCGCGGGGAGCGCUCGGGUGGAGAUCGCCCGGGCCAGCGACGAGAGCGACAUCCCGCGUGAGUACCCCACGGCCCUCGUCAUCGCCAGCUCCGUGGCGGCCGUCAGCAUCCUCGUCUUCUUCUUCCUCGCCUACUACUGGCACACCCGCCAGCUCGACAGCCGCGCCAGGAAACUCGCCAUCCGACUGGCCGCCGACGCUGAAAACGGCAUGCGCAGACGCAACUGCCCCACGCCGCCCUCUCGCGGGUACACACGCGCCACCUCGCGCCCUGUGUCCGAGGCGUCGGUUGACCUCAACCACUACGAGGCUCUGACUAUGGAGGAGGACCAACCCCUGGGGAGCGAGUGCGGACACAGCUCCCGGGGGGUGUCAGAGAGCGACGCCGGCGACAGCGAGGACGUUUUCACGCCCGCCCAGCACCCGGGGGAGAGGGGCAGGACUUUGAUCCGGGGUGGGCGCGGCGGCCACCGGAAGUGGAGCCGGUCCAGAAAACAUUCGUCGGGCGCCAGCCUGGACAAGCGGGACUCGGCCGUGACGGACAAAGAGAUCCUGACCCACUUCGCCAGCCGCCGGCACUCCACGUUCUUCAUCUGACGCUGGUCACGUGAUUCCCGUUGUUGUUGACUACACCAUUUCCGCCUGCUGUAAUAUUGAUGACUAAUUAAUCCAUUGUUAAUUAUGCAUGUCGCGUAUCCACGUUUGAAACGUCUCUUCCUGCAGAUUUGUUUUGAAACUUUUAAAUCGAAGUUUUGCAGCACUAACUUUGGCAUGAGGAUAAGCAUACACCACAUACCGUAAUGCCA
Messenger RNA from Physella acuta, 1088 nucleotides. RefSeq lists its product as uncharacterized. The record is from RefSeq and is a predicted model, not a curated record. Lineage: Eukaryota; Metazoa; Mollusca; Gastropoda; Physidae.